This is a messenger RNA of Scophthalmus maximus (turbot), 4737 nucleotides long. It is a transcript of the gene zbtb7b, whose product is annotated as zinc finger and BTB domain containing 7B. The record is from RefSeq and is a predicted model, not a curated record. The transcript is spliced from 4 exons. Gene Ontology annotation, molecular function: RNA polymerase II cis-regulatory region sequence-specific DNA binding; protein binding; DNA-binding transcription factor activity, RNA polymerase II-specific. NCBI's taxonomy places the organism in Eukaryota, Metazoa, Chordata, Actinopteri, Pleuronectiformes, Scophthalmidae. Gene Ontology annotation, biological process: positive regulation of gene expression; regulation of transcription by RNA polymerase II. Bases 547 to 2259 code for a protein of 570 amino acids.
GUGUGUGUGUGUGUGUGUGUGUGUGUGUGUGUGUGUGUCUGACUCGCCCUUCUGACAGACCGGCCUAACAAGCUCAACUGGCUUGAGUUUGGUUUCCCUGUCUUAGGCGUCUUAUAGGCACAGGCUGUUCAGUUAAAUAUUUAGGCGUCCAUGCAGGUACUUAAUGCCUCCCGGGCCCAGGUCUUGUCAAAGUGUUGUUUGUGUGUUUGUUAGUUUGUUUUCUGCCUCUCCGUCUCAGAGGACUGCAGUGGGAGGCUGACACAUCGUCUACGGCCUCCGGUUGUGGACAAGCUCAGAGUGAAGGGAGUAAAAAGUUUAGAGAAGAGAGAGAAGAGAGAGAGAGAGAGUCUUGUUUUCUUUUCGUUUCUCUCUUUCUCUCUCUCUCUCUCAUUCCCAGUUUGCCAGGGCUUCGCAUGCAGGAGCACCAUCAUGUGUAUGACCUCUGCUGACCUCUGAGCAAACAACCAAAGAGGAAGGUGUGGGCUGAGCAAGAGAGACGGAGAGCAGGCACCCAUCUUCUCCUGGGUUUAUGGACUGGAGGUGGCAAUGUCUCCAGGAGAGGACGGUCUGAUUGGGAUCCCCUUCCCGGAGCACAGCAAUGAGCUCUUGUCCCACCUCAAUGACCAGAGGAGGACAGGACUCCUCUGUGACCUCACCCUGACCUCCCGCGGGGCGCGCUAUCCGACUCACCGCUCUGUCAUGGCCGCCGUCAGCCUAUACUUCCGCCGGCUGUUCGGGACAGAGGAGGGGGGCGGUGAGGGCGGAGGGGGUUUCAGUGUUUGCCAGCUGGACUGUGUGGCACCUGAUGCCCUGGAUGCCCUGCUGGAAUUUGCCUACACCGCCACCCUGACCAUCCCAAGCUCUGCGAUGAGGGAUGUGCUGCAGGGCGCUCAGCUUCUGGGCAUUCACUGUGUGGCUGAUGCCUGCAGAGACAUCCUGGGGGAGACAGCAGAGACAGAGGGGGAGACAGCAGAAGAACAGAGAGCACAACACACACAAGCCACUAAGAGGGUGGUGGACAGAGAGUGUGAUGUAGCGAUAGGGUCCCGAAGAAAAAACGACAGAAAGAAGGUGAAAAAACUUGGGAUGCGUCACAUCAAUCCCUCGGUUUUGCACCCGUCACCUGCUUCUCCCGUCUCACACCCUUCGCCUGCAUCCGUCAGCCUCCGCUCACUGCCGUCUACGCAGCCGCCCAGCCCUGAACAGGAGGAGCUCUGCCUCAAAUCUGGGCAAAACGGAGAUCCCAGGUCGAUCAGAGAGCCAGGGAGGGGUGUCACCGUAAACGGAGGGAAACUCCACUGGCUGCAUGAGCGCCCGCGUAUCGCCCACCCGCCUCCUGCCCCGCCCUCGAAUGAUAAGCUGUCAGAGAAUGAUGACAUGGAGGGUUUUGGUGAUGAUUGUAUGCUGAUGGGAACCACCUCCAUACCCCCCUCUGGAGCUGAGCAAGGAACGGCGACAUCAGCAGUGGGAGGGGGGAGGAAGAGGAAGUCUCAGACGCCCCAGCAGUGUCCUGUCUGUCAGAAGAUCAUCCAUGGAGCGGGAAAACUGCCUCGACACAUGAGGACACACACUGGAGAAAAACCCUUCCAGUGCUCUGCCUGUGGAGCCCGUUUCACUCGGAAUGAUAAGUUGAAGAUCCACAUGAGAAAACACACAGGCGAGCGCCCCUACCCUUGCCCCGACUGCCCUGCCAGGUUUCUACAUUCAUACGACCUCAAAAACCACCUGUCCCUGCACAGCGGGGCGCGACCCUUCGAGUGUCCGCACUGCCACAAGGCCUUUGCCCGAGAGGACCACCUCCAGCGUCACUGCAAGGGACACAGCUGCCUGGAGCUGCGCACACGCCGGCCCAGGCGUGGUCCUGAGCUCCUGGAGGAUGUGAAGGAUGGGAGAGAGGACGGAGGCAGGAGACAGCACCCCAACCCUCUGGAGGCUUUGUCCUCACAGGCCCACUCCUCUGUGUUUCACCCCCACACGGUCCUGGAUGGUGGGAGUGGGUCCAGUGCCGGCCCUCCACUGAUGUUUCCAGGUGAUGUCGAGAGGGGCCGCGCUCUCGCCCUACAAGCUCUGGCCCAACUCGGGCCUCACAGGCUGGCUGGCUACCCUGAGCUCUUCCUGCGAGGGCUGGAGCUGCGAGGGGGCAGAGAGACGGAGGUAGAAGAUCCAGGGGGAACCCAUUCACCAGCUGUGCUUCGUGAUCGAUGGGCAGAUGAAGUAGAAGAGGAAAUUGGAGAUGAGGAAGUGGAGGAAGAGGAAUAAUGAAAGAAGAAUGUGUGUGCGUGUCUGUGUGGUAAAGCAUCCACAGUAAAAACAAAACAAACAAAAAAAUUCUCAGGUGGCUGGACUAAUGACCUGCAGCUCCCAUAUACAGAGCGCUUUAAAAAAAACAGAAAUAAUAUUUAAAGAAAAAAAAUGGAAAACGGGUUUUCAGAGAUAUUUUAAAUGUUUGUCUUCUGGCUCUUGGCAUUUGAUUUCAUUUGUUGUUUAAAUUUUAUUUGUUGUUUGCGGUUUAAUUUGAUGUAUUUUAGGUUUGCGCUGUUUCUUUGUGAUUUUAUUUUAUUUUUCUAGCUGGACGUGUGUGUGUUGUGUGUGUGGUUACUGGGAUGCUUUUCACUAUGCAAACUAAAAGCCAGAGCUGCAACAUGGAGGAAUAUUUGAAGAUGUAUAUUUUAGUUACAACAUAAUGUAUUGAUUCAGGUGCAAUCCAGAUGUCAUAUCAAGUGGAUCACGAGAAUGAGCUUGUGUGCUCGCUGUCCUCUGGUGGUUAUCGGUGGAAAUGCAGUCUAAUUAAUCAAAAAUGUUCUGCACAUUACAAGCAAUAAUGUUCUUUGUAUCUUUUCUUCUAAGUGGUUGACUCUUUGCUUUGAUUUGGUCCUUAAACCAAAGAUUUUAUUUGAACCUUUUUUAUUUCUUAAAUCUAAAGUUAACAGUGAGUGGGGAGAAGUGAUUUGUGGCCAAUGUCGGGUUUGAUGAGAAAAUCCUUCCCAACUGUUUUUGAUCGCCAUCAGAAAGAAUCUGCUUCCAUGUUAGAGUGUUUCAGAGCGGUAGAGCUCUGUGUUAAAUGCCUGACCAAAAGAGACAAAGUUUGGAUGAAUGAGUUGAUGUUGAUUGAUAAUGAAGACAAUUCUACUUUUCCCAAAGGCUGUGGAUUUCAGUCUUCCAAUGCACUCGUUUCGGUUCCUUGUUUGGGGGGGAAAGGGGUAGAAGAGGGGCACGGUGAGGGGAUGAAUACGAUGGCUUUCCCCCAUUUCUUCUGUAUUUAUUUAUUUAUUAUUAUUUAUUAUGGCUCUUCUGCUGAAACUCUUACGUGAGACCAGAUCUAGAGUUGGAAACAGAUUCCUCAUCCAAGUCUUACAAGAAGCUGCAUUGUGCUAACAAUUUUGACUCAACAUCUUACACCUAAACGCCUUUUUUUACAGGCUGCGUGUCUUCUUUUGGCAAUUCUUCCUCGAUUGCAUUCUUUGCACAUUUAACCCUGUCAGGUACUGCAAUAACACAGGCACAUUCCACCCAGAGAGAAGGAAACAGAGCAAAUAAGAAGUAGGGGGGGGGGGGGGGUUCAAACCUUCAUUUUGUAACUGGGACACAAAAUUGACUUUCCUUGUUUGACAUUCUCAUCAUGCUGUUCUGUUGUUAAAUCAACAUGUAUAGUACUGUAUCAAAUUAUUGCUCGGCAGUUCUUCUAGAUCGGCCACCGCUGUGUCUAAAGGGGCCAUUAUCUUUUUGAGUUUAUCUAUCUUCGACCAAAAACCUUUUUAGUUUCAUCGUCUUUCUCCGGACCAGUACAUUAAGGCCUGUUGCAGGGUGUAAUGCAGCCGUUAAUGGCUUUAAAAGACAAGUAGUUGUCUUUUUUUAUUUCCAAUUCCCGUGAUACCCAUGUAGCCAGAGCCUGCUGUAGCAGUUGUGCCGGUCUGGCCUUGUGUGCACUCUCCGCCCCUCGCUGUUGUAGUAAACCAUUUUUUAUUUCCAGUUUAUUUGCACUAUGAGAUUUGAGAGCUUCAAGCCUUUUUGUCUGACCUUCUACUAGUCCAUUAACACACUCAAUACCAUUUAGAAUUGUGAUUGACGUAGACAAUAGGCCUACUUCUUUAAAAACCCACAUACAUUGAAUACUCUUCCUCCUGUAUAGUAGUUCAUGUCAAAUGUAAUAUAUAUUGGGAGCUGCCUUUGGUUUUUUUGUGCUGCAACUAUUCUCAGGAAAUCUUGAGCAAUGCACUAAGUGAUUAUACAAAAUAUAAAAUGGGAAGAAAUAGUUUGGUGCUGCAGGGUGACUGACACUCUUCAUGGAAGUGUAAGGCCAGGAGUUUCAAAAAUAAGAGAUUUUGUAGAUUUUGUAUUAGAUCAUUUAAUAUUCAAAAGAAAAAAAUAAAUCUAUUAUGAGGCAAAAGCAGACAAAUGAUCAUAAUGGCAGUGAACUACUGGCCUUACUGGAACCAGUCCAACUGGAAUGACGGUGUGGCCGUUGGUGAUGUUCAUGAAGGGUGUUGGUGCUCCCAGUCAGAGCUUUGUGAAUGAAUGAGAGUUAACUGAUGCCAGCUGUGAAGUGUGUGUUUCUGUGUGAGCUGUUUGUUUUCUUGGCUUCGGUGAAGGGACAUGGGGUCUGGUAUGAGCAGAGACCCCACUAUCAGGGAUAUAUUUUUCUCUUUCAGUUUUUAGUGGAACCUUCUCAGAGCUAUGAAUUCAUUUUCCCAAAGUUCAGUUCAUGUAAAGAAAAGAAAUAAAGAUAUCUAAGCUUGC